CCUUUGCUCAAUGAGCGAUGUUAUUACGAAACACCGACACCUAAUCGUCCAAUUACAUUUGCUCCGUCACAAUUUAGGGAUGGUCUGUACGUACGAGUUAGUGGCAGGCUUCAUGCGGUGGUCGUCUUUCGGAGUUCUUUUCAUGGUGCAGCUGCGAUGGCCGAUGCUGCCGUCGCUUAUCUAUUUCUCGCUAUCGUAAAAGCGGACUUGUGA
Molecule: messenger RNA, 213 nt
Organism: Paraglomus occultum
Lineage: Eukaryota; Fungi; Glomeromycota; Glomeromycetes; Paraglomerales; Paraglomeraceae
Source: the annotation of a GenBank genome assembly